Molecule: messenger RNA, 2658 nt
Organism: Elaeis guineensis (African oil palm)
Lineage: Eukaryota; Viridiplantae; Streptophyta; Magnoliopsida; Arecales; Arecaceae
Product: mitogen-activated protein kinase 15
Biological process (GO): protein phosphorylation
Molecular function (GO): ATP binding; MAP kinase activity
Source: RefSeq, a predicted model, not a curated record
CCCUGCAAGAUUCGUUUUUGCCUCUCCUUCCUCCCUCCUUCUCUCAGUUUUUUCCCCCUCAAAUUUGUCCUUUUUUGGGUCAAAUUGCUUCCGUGGUUGUAGUGGAGAAGAAGGCCGAUUUUUUUUUUUUGAGAUUUUUUUCUGCUCAAUACCGCUGCAAUUAAUAAGCUUUCAGAAGAAGAAAAGGAGAUUGUAUCGAGUUUUCGGCAUCUCCAGCUGUUGUUGGAUCUCUUUCCAUUUCAAAAAUCUUAGCUUUCCGUCAAUCUUUGGAUAAUUACUAGUUUUGUCCUUGGAGACCUUGUAAAUGUGGGAUUUUGCUCGAUUUCUAGUCGAUUGGUGGUCUGUUUGAACUGUGGUUAUAGCGGCAGCUAAGGAGGAGAGCAUUGGGUGUGUUUCGUUGGUCGUUGAGGCUCGUAUGAUCAGAUGCAGCCAGAUCAGAGAAGAAAGGCAUCAGCAGAAGUAGACUUCUUCACAGAAUAUGGUGAGGGUAGUAGGUACAGGAUAGAAGAAGUGAUAGGAAAAGGUAGCUAUGGUGUUGUUUGCUCUGCUCUCGAUACUCAUACUGGGGAAAAAGUUGCCAUCAAGAAGAUCAAUGAUAUCUUUGAACAUGUCUCUGAUGCCACACGUAUACUUCGUGAGAUUAAGCUUCUCAGACUCCUGCGUCAUCCAGACAUUGUGGAAAUCAAACACAUACUACUGCCUCCAUCAAGGAGAGAAUUCAAAGACAUCUAUGUUGUCUUUGAACUCAUGGAGUCUGAUUUACACCAGGUUAUCAAGGCCAAUGAUGAUUUGACUCCAGAACACUAUCAAUUUUUCCUUUAUCAACUGCUUCGAGGUUUAAAGUACAUACAUACAGCAAAUGUAUUUCACAGGGAUCUCAAACCAAAAAAUAUUUUAGCAAAUGCUGACUGCAAACUCAAGAUAUGUGACUUUGGACUUGCAAGGGUGGCCUUCAAUGACGCUCCUACUGCCAUAUUUUGGACGGAUUAUGUUGCAACAAGGUGGUAUAGGGCGCCUGAAUUGUGUGGAUCAUUUUUCUCAAAGUAUACACCGGCAAUAGAUAUCUGGAGCAUUGGCUGUAUCUUUGCUGAAUUGUUAACUGGAAAGCCUCUUUUUCCUGGAAAGAAUGUGGUCCACCAAUUGGAUUUAAUGACAGAUCUGUUGGGAACUCCUUCUCCCGAAGCCAUUGCCAGGGUACGCAAUGAGAAGGCCAGACGAUAUUUAAGCAGCAUGCGCAGGAAAAAACCUAUGCCUUUUUCUCAGAAAUUUCCAAACGCCGACCCACUUGCUCUUCGUUUGCUAGAGAGGAUGCUAGCUUUUGAACACAAGGAUCGCCCGACUGCUGAGGAGGCUUUGGCCGAUCCCUAUUUCAGGAAUAUAGCAAAGGUUGAGAGGGAGCCUUCUGCUCAGCCAGUUACAAAAAUGGAGUUUGAAUUUGAGAGACGAAGGAUAACAAAGGAAGAUGUAAGGGAGCUCAUAUAUAGAGAAAUUCUCGAGUAUCAUCCAAAGCUGAAGAAAGAGUUCUUGGAAGGGACGGAGUCAACUGGUUUCAUGUAUCCAAGUGCUGUGGAUCACUUCAAGAAGCAGUUUGCUUACCUUGAAGAGAACUAUGGAAAUGGUGCAACUGUUGCCCCACCUGAGAGGCAACAUGCAUCAUUACCCAGGCCGUGUGUUUUUUAUUCAGAUAACAAGAUGCAGAACUCAAUGGACAUUACACAAGAUUUUUCUAAAUGUUUAAUCAAGGAAGCUGAGAAGCCAAAACUAGAGAAUUGCAUGGUCCCUAUGACAAGGCCUCCACUUCAAGUUCCCCAGAGGGCCCAAGGUGCCGCUGCAAGGCCUGGCAAAGUUGUUGGAUCAUUGUUGCAUUACAACAACUGCACAACCUCAGGUUCUGAACUGUAUGAACAGCGAAGAGCUGCCAGAAAUCCUGCCAUCCCUGCACAAUAUGCAUCUUCGUAUCCCAGAAGGAACCCAAGCUGCAAGAGUGAGAGAGGAGAUGAGGGAAUUGAAGGAACUAACAUUGUGCGGCCAAAGCCUUAUGUUGCAAGUAAAGUGGCUGCAGCUCAUGGUGGUCCUAGUGGUCAUUGGUAAUUGGUUAGGUGACAGAUUCACAAUUAGUUUGCAUGUCAUGACAUCAACUCCCUGGUGAACUCAGAUUGUUCCAUUGUCAUCAUCUUCAAUAAUGUUCAUGCAUUGUCAACUGUACAGACUCACUACAAGAGAUAGGACUUUCAUUUAAUUUCAGCGGUAUCAGACUGGAAGUUGGGGCUGAAAGAUUAUGAAGUAUUGGUGAUGGGAAGAAUUUGGCUUGGCUGAGAAGGUUGUGAUAUAGCUUACUGACAUGACUCUGGCUGUUGGUGUUGCUGUUGCUUGAUGUUAAAGUUCAGAGUCUGAAGGCAGUUAUGACACUAAACGAUGACAAGGUGGGCUACAUUGGGCUGUAACAAUUGUUAUUCGCAAGUUUUUAUUCGAGUUAAAGGCUCAGCAGGAUGCCAUAUUUGUUGUAUUGUAUUAUCUUGUAUCAAUGCUACUAGAUGAUGUUGGCACACUUCAGCCUGUUGCAGUUGGCUUGUUAUUCUAAUAUGUGCCACUUGCCUCUCUAUGUACAUUUGGAACAAUUGGGCAGAUUGUAUGGGCAAUCUUGCAGUGCUUGAAGUA